Lagopus muta (rock ptarmigan) is the source of this 3811-nucleotide messenger RNA. It is a transcript of the gene UROC1, whose product is annotated as urocanate hydratase 1. NCBI's taxonomy places the organism in Eukaryota, Metazoa, Chordata, Aves, Galliformes, Phasianidae. Gene Ontology annotation, molecular function: urocanate hydratase activity. Gene Ontology annotation, biological process: L-histidine catabolic process. The record is from RefSeq and is a predicted model, not a curated record. The transcript is spliced from 21 exons. Bases 73 to 2103 code for a protein of 676 amino acids.
CUCUGUGCUCCACAAGCAUUUCCAAAGCCAGAGGACGGGCUGUCAUCUGUAGAUACCCCAGAGCAGGCAGCCAUGAUUAGCCUGAAGGAAAUCUGUCGUGGCCUUCCUCUAAACCCUUUGCCUGAAAACAGAGGUCGGAGGAAAGGAAUACCCCAUGCACCUGUGAGAACCCCUAAUCUCACUGCUCAGGAGAAAAAGCUCGCUUUGCGCAAUGCCCUACGUUAUUUCCCACCUGACAUACAAAAGAAGCUGGUGCUGGAAUUUGCUGAAGAACUCAGGCUGUAUGGCCAUAUCUACAUGUACAGGUUCUUCCCAGAUAUUGAGAUGAGAGCGUACCCCAUAGAAGCCUAUCCUUGCAAGACCAAAUCAGCUGCUGCCAUCAUGCUGAUGAUCAUGAAUAAUCUGGAUCCCUCGGUGGCUCAGUUUCCACAGGAGCUUGUCACUUAUGGAGGAAAUGGGCAGGUCUUCAGCAACUGGGCUCAGUUCUGGUUGGCAAUGCAAUAUUUGUCAGAGAUGACCGAAGAGCAAACAUUGGUAAUGUACAGUGGGCAUCCUCUGGGACUCUUUCCCAGCCAUCGCUAUGCUCCGCGAUUAGUCAUUACUAAUGGCAUGGUUAUUCCCAACUAUUCUAGUAGAGAUGAUUAUGAGAAGCUGUUUGCUUUGGGAGUAACAAUGUAUGGUCAGAUGACUGCAGGGAGCUACUGCUACAUCGGGCCCCAGGGAAUAGUCCAUGGAACUGUGCUCACGGUGCUGAAUGCAGGUCGUCGCUAUUUGAAGGCAGAAGACCUGUCUGGAAAGGUGUUUGUUACUUCUGGUCUUGGAGGGAUGAGUGGGGCUCAAGCGAAGGCUGCAGUCAUUGCUGGGUGUGUGGGGAUUAUUGCAGAGGUUGAUGAAGCAGCGCUUAUGAAACGUUACAAGCAAGGAUGGCUCAUGGAAAUUUCUAACGACUUGGACCACUGCAUUGCUCGCCUUAGAGAUGCAAGGAAGAAUAAAAUUGCCCUCAGUUUGGGUUACCAUGGGAAUGUGGUAGACCUGUGGGAGAGGCUUGCAUAUGAGCUGGACACAACAGGGGAGCUGCUAGCUGAUCUGGGGUCUGAUCAAACUUCAUGUCACAACCCAUUCAAUGGGGGAUACUAUCCAGUCCAGCUUGGCUUUGAGGAAGCAAAGCAGCUCCUGUCUACCAAUCCAGGGAAGUUCCGAACUCUGGUACAAGAGAGUCUGAGGAGACACGUGGCUGCUAUUAACAGACUAACUGAUAAAGGCAUGUUUUUUUGGGAUUAUGGCAAUGCUUUUCUCUUGGAGGCUCAAAGAGCUGGUGCUGACGUUGAGAAAAAAGGAGCCAAUAAAACAGAAUUCAGAUAUCCUUCCUAUGUUCAGCACAUCAUGGGGGACAUUUUUUCCCUGGGAUUUGGGCCAUUCCGCUGGGUUUGUACCUCAGGUGACCCACAGGACCUUGCUACCACUGACUCAAUUGCCAUGUCUGUGCUGGAGGACUCAAUUCGACAGGGAGUGAGCACAUCUGUGAAGCAGCAGUACCAUGACAACAUCCGUUGGAUUCGGGAAGCUGGGAGGCACAGCUUGGUUGUUGGAUCUCAAGCUAGAAUCUUAUAUUCCGAUCAGAGGGGUCGUGUGUCUAUAGCCACAGCUAUUAAUCGAGCGAUUGCUGAAGGAAGGAUUAAGGCUCCAGUAGUCCUCAGCCGAGAUCACCACGAUGUGAGUGGGACUGACAGUCCUUACAGAGAAACAUCAAACAUUUAUGAUGGAUCAGCCUUCUGUGCAGACAUGGCGGUACAAAAUUUCGUGGGAGAUGCAUUCAGAGGAGCAACCUGGGUUGCCUUGCACAACGGCGGUGGAGUUGGCUGGGGUGAAGUGAUCAAUGGGGGAUUUGGCCUGGUUUUGGAUGGGUCCAUGGAGGCUGAAGUGCGAGCUAAGAUGAUGCUCAGCUGGGAUGUUUCCAAUGGGGUCGCGAGGCGCUGCUGGUCAGGUAAUGGCUACGCGUAUGAAACCAUCUGCCAAGCAAUGAAAGACAGUGCUGCACUGAAGGUGACUCUUCCUCAAAAAGUGGUGGAUGAGAACAUCUUAGAACAAGCCCUCAAAUGUUAGUGGUAUUCCAACUGCAAUGUUAUCCUGGCAGAAACGUGUGAUAAAAUGUGCAAAUGAUAAAAGCCUUGCAAUUGUCUCUGCCGCAUGAGAUUUUUUUCCUUUUAACCCAUUAAAAGAGCACGUUUGGGGGAGUAUUUGCAAUAGGAAAUUUCUCCUUGUAAGGGACAAAAUUUCAGUUCCUUUCCUUGAAAUAAAACUAAAGAAUAAUCAUCUAGCUGUCCAUAUGCAACCAAGAGAAAUGUCUUAUUUUGCACUUCAACUUCCCAUAGUAUGGUGUUAACAGUACCUCACUGAUGCAUUCUGCGAUAGGCAGGGAGCUUACUCAUGGUGACCUGUGCUGGCUGCUGCACGUGGGGAGUGAGGAGCUGCACUAUUUGAACUAUGGGGUCUCAAGAAACCAAAUAACUUUAAAACCGUGUGGCAUUUUGGUACUUAACAAGUGUGUGCUUGCUGCACCCACACACUGCUUCUGGUGCUAGUUAAACAGUACACCUGGUGUGCUGGGUGUUGUUUUUUUUCCUUUAAAUUUCAGUAGUCAGUUAUUUACUUUGUUCACAUAAAGCGUACAUCUCCAGAUGAGCAGUGAGACGCUGGCAUCUGCUUGCAACCAAACCUUCUGUGAAGUGCAUUUUGCAGUUCACCAGAAUUGCUUUACACUGUGGAAAAAAGCACGCAUUGACAAGUUACAGCACUGAGACGUGAGCAGUUGCCAGCCAGAUUUGACAGCCUUUCUUUAACAUAUGUUAGGCAUUACCUAUUAAUAAUCACACUGGGGUGGUAUCUUGGUAGCUCUACCUCAUACAACCUCUCUAGUUAUAGCCCAAAAGAACUGGGGCACUGUUUGUCAUAGGGAACAUCCAGAAAAUACAAUGUCUGUGUGGAAGUACAAGAACGUACUAUGGAGCUGCUCUAUAGUCAUCUUAAUUGUGAGUUGAAAAAUCUACCACAGAAAAUGUUGAAGAAAUAUUAUUAUGGAUUCUUCACCUUUGUGUUAUUUAGCACUGUGCUAACAGUAACCUGUCACUCCCUGCUGGGAUGAAGCAGCUUGUGAUUUCCAGCAGGCAGAAGCCAUAGGCCUGGCCAGGGCAAAAACUACUUGAGCUCUUCUGAGUGUCCUUGUUUUUCUGCAGUUUGCAGAGAAACUGGGUCUAUGAAUGGACAAUUGUUCUGCCUCACUCUGUGGGGACGCUGAUGUCAUUUCUAGGCAGAUGACCUCAGUGCUGGAAAAACUCAUUACAGGCACAGCAGUCUCCUUCAAAACACACAUCUGCAGUCACUGUAUCAGACCAGAUAGUAGAUAACAGAGGAGAUUAAUUUCUGUAGUGAGGUUUGAAGCUUGCCGCAGGUUGAUUUGACAUCCUUCCAUCAGGGAUGCACCUCUGGGUUGAGCACUAAAGGCCUAGGCUGGCCUUUAUUUUCAUAGAUUCAUUAAGGUUGGAAAGACAAUUAUGAUUCCCAAGUCCAACCCUAACCCACUUCCACCGUGCCCAUAACCACAUCCCUCUGUGCCACAUCUCCACAGCUCGUGAACCGCCUCCAGGGAUGGUGACUCCCCACUCCCUGUGCAGCCUGUGCCAGUGCCUCACCACUCAUUCUGAGAAAGUUUCCCUAACGUCCAACCUGAACCUCCCCUGGCACAACUUAAGGCCAUUUUUCUCCUACAAAAAGGAAGGAAGUGAAGGAAGAGUGCAGUGCACGCACCUCUGCA